Insectozyma verbasci is the source of this 1113-nucleotide messenger RNA. NCBI's taxonomy places the organism in Eukaryota, Fungi, Ascomycota, Pichiomycetes, Serinales, Debaryomycetaceae. The record is from the annotation of a GenBank genome assembly.
AUGCUUUCAUUAAGAAAUAUUCUUGAACCUUCAAGAAAUGUAUUUAAUACUUUCAUACAGGUUCGUGGUGCUAAAAAAAGAGCAGUUGGUUCAAGAACAAAUAAUAAAGAUUCAGCUGGUAGAAGAUUAGGUCCAAAAAAACAUGAAGGCAAUUUUGUUAAACCAGGAGAGAUUAUUAUGAGACAAAGAGGUACAAAAAUUCAUCCUGGUGAUAAUGUCAAAAUUGGUAAAGAUCAUACUAUAUAUGCUGUAGAACCUGGAUAUGUAAGAUUUUAUUAUGAUCCAUUUCAUCCAUUAAGAAAAUAUGUUGGAGUGGCAUUGACCAACGACAUUAUGUUACCAAAACCUCAUUUUGAACCAAGAUUGAGACGAUUUGGAUAUGUUAGGGUUUCUAAAGCUUUAGAAGCAAAAGAAAUAGAAGAUAGUAUGUCUAGAAAAGAAGAACUCGCUCAACCAAGAAUAAAUCAAAUGAAGGAAGCUACAAUUGAGAUGGAAAAUGAAUUCAAGAGCAAAUUCAGAAAUUAUUUAAGUAAAGAAACUAAAAUGAAUGAAAAGGAAGUGACAGAAGCUAGUGAAAGAUUAUAUAAAAUAUAUCAACUUCUAAAGUCAAACAUGUCAUUAUCAGAAGCUAGAGAACAAUGCACAUUUGAAACUUUAUUCAAUAUGAAAUUGAAUUACAAAAAAGGAGAAUAUGCAAAUGAACAAGAAUAUAAUUUACUGAAAAAUAAUUAUAUUCAAUUCAGUGAAUUGCUUGAUUCAAAAAUUGCUGUUGAUUUUGAAGGCAACCUUUAUAAUUCAAUUAAUGUAAAAUCUUUAGAUAAAUUAAAGACAGAAAUCAAAAGUGAAUUGGAGAAUCUAUAUACAAAUGAAAUUUUAAAGACUGGCUAUAAAAGUAAAGUUGAAAAUCUUAUUAAAACACCUGGAGUCUUUAACGAGGAUGAACAAACCAAACUUUCCUAUAAAUAUUUACCAAAAGUAAUACCAUACCAUAUAAAUGGAUCAAUAACCAAAAUAAACGAUUUGAAACAGGUUCCAAAAGGUUCAAAUUUAAAACAAAUUUAUGAUGAAAAGAGUAAAAGUGCUAAUCAUUAUAUCAUUAAAACUUUAGGUUAG